ACGUGUUCGGCGGUGGGACGCACUAUUCCCGUUCUGUUCCUCUUCAAUUUUUCCGUGGCGAUGUUCUCUCGAGUGUCGGUGUUCCUGCCUCUUCGUCCCCUCUCCCGCCUCCCUUUGUCCUCUGGAAGCUCGGAGGUAUCGGCGGCUGCGAUUGUGCUACCCGCUGCUCCGCACGGAACCGUCAGGACAAAAAAUAUUCAAAGAUAUUUUGGCACUAACAGCGUGGUCUAUAGCAAGAAAGAUGAGCAGUCUGUUCCAGCUGGUGAGAGUUCCAGGGAAACUUCAGAGAGCCAAGAUGGUGUAAAGGAGAAUACGAAAAAAGACUUGUUAGAUAUUAUUAAGGACAUGAAGGUUGAAUUAAGCACAGUAAAUGUACAAACAACAAAGCCACCCAACAGAAGACCACUUAAAAGUUUGGAGGCUACAAUUGGUAGGCUUCGAAGAGCUACAGAAGAUACCCCAAUGAAGAGAAAUGAGCCCCUGAGUCCUGAGUUGGUGGCAGCUGCAUCUGCUGUUGCAGAUUCUCUCCCUUUUGACAAGAAGACGACCAAGUCNAUUUUCAGUUUCAGUAACAUAAUAUCAGAUAUGAAAGUUGCCAGAUCUGCAGCUAGAGUUAGUGCAAGACCAAUGCAUCAGUUUCAGUUUGACGAAGGAUUUGACAAUUCUUUUGACCAGGAGGAGACUGCCAAUCUUAGAAAAAGUCUUAGGAAAAAUAUUUUCAAGGGGAAGAGACUUAAUAUUUUUGACAUUAAGGCAGUUACUGAAGAAGUACCUGAAACAGAGACAUCACCUUCACUUUGGGAUGUGGAAUUUGCUAAGCAGUUAGCCACAGUAAGUGAACAGCCCUUUCAGAAUGGGUUUGAAGAGAUGAUCCAGUGGACAAAAGAGGGGAAACUGUGGGAGUUCCCAAUUAACAACGAAGCAG
This is a messenger RNA of Galeopterus variegatus (Sunda flying lemur), 925 nucleotides long. It is a transcript of the gene MRPS31, whose product is annotated as mitochondrial ribosomal protein S31. Gene Ontology annotation, cellular component: mitochondrial small ribosomal subunit. Gene Ontology annotation, molecular function: structural constituent of ribosome. The record is from RefSeq and is a predicted model, not a curated record. Lineage: Eukaryota; Metazoa; Chordata; Mammalia; Dermoptera; Cynocephalidae. The transcript has 6 exons. The annotation marks the transcript as partial.